CAAGCGACGACCUCACCUAACAGCACAUUCAAUGCUGCAACUCGUCACCCCAAUGCGACAGUCCCAGCAAUAGCAAAAGUUCGAAGAUGCCUCCACGGCCAGGUCUGGGGAAGCGGCCAAGCUCGAACAGUAAAGACGUCUCACCACCGCCAUCGAAGCGGCGACAGCAGUCGACAACGACAAGCAAAGCAGUCGCAAACUUCUUCACCCCUACAUCUAGGAAAGAGCCCGAGAAGAUGACCUGGCGGGUUGUCAAAGAUAGCCUUCUUGUUGGCCGAUACAGUGCUUCGACUACUACACAGGGCGUUACGGAAGGAAAGAGGAGGGUAGCGGCGUUCGAUUUUGAUUCAACGUUAAUUAAGCCCGCUUCUGGGAAAACUUUCGGUCGGGACGCCACUGAUUGGAAGUGGUGGGAUAGCAGUGUCCCUGGAAAACUGAAAGAGCUCCAUGAACAAGGCUUUCUCAUCGCCAUUGUGAGUAAUCAGGGUGGAAUCAGUCUCAAGCCAGACCCGAAGACUGUCAAGUCUGACCAAAAGCGACUGGCGGACUUCAAGGGCAAAGUCUCAGCAGUUCUCAAUCAGCUCGACUUGCCAAUCUACGUGUAUGCUGCAACAGCUCGAGAUCAGUACCGGAAACCUCGGACUGGGAUGUGGCAAGAGCUAGUCGAGGACUACGACCUAGACAGCGCGAGUUCUGUCGAUCUAGAAAACUCUCUUUUUGUUGGGGAUGCUGGAGGUCGCGAUGCAGGUGCGGGAGGGGCCGGAAAGGAUCACUCAUGUGUCGACAGAGAUUUCGCGGCCAACGUCGGUUUGCCAUUUCAUACUCCCGAGGAAUAUUUUCUUCACGAGGACCCAAGGCCUUUCGUGAGAAGCUUCGACCCAAUCACGUACAUUCAGAAGCAGGCUGAUAAGCCAAAAUCUGCAUGUACGUUUGGGGGAUCAUCAGCUGUGACUAUCACAAAGCCCGACACUUCCGACAUCGUUCUAUUUUGCGGUAGCCCUGGAUCUGGCAAGUCGUCAUUCUAUUGGAAACAUCUGCAGCCACUCGGCUAUAGACGUGUGAACCAAGAUAACUUGAAGACUCGAGAAAAGUGCGUGAAAGCAGCUACGGUCCUCAUUGAUGAGGGUAUCCCAGUAGUCGUCGACAAUACGAACGCCGAUCUAGAGACACGAGCAGUGUGGAUCGCGUUAGCACGGAAGCUGAGCAUUCCUAUCCGAUGUGUACUCUUCACCGCAUCAGCAAAGCUCUGCGAGCACAACGACACGGUUCGCGCGUUGAAUAUUGGCCCAGAAACGAACCCUGAGAGCCGGAGUAUCCUACCGAAGCUCGCGUUCAAUGGCUUCGCCUCCAGAUAUCGCGAGCCUAGCGUACCAGAAGGAUUCGAAGAUAUCAUCAAAGUAGACUUCGAGUUUGAGGGCCCAGAAGAGCAGAAGAAGCUAUGGAGCAAAUAUUGGGUUUGAUUCGAAGAGACUUCCGCCAAGGGGGACAAGCUGGGAUCUCCCUAGAGGCAAAGUAUCGACGAUUACAAUGCUUUUCUUCGACUUGCCGUGUUCGAUGCAGCCCAUCUGUCCAGGCGAUCGCGAUUGGCGAAAAAACCUCUGCAAGCUACUGCUGGAUCGUAGCGAGUAUAUGCUCGCAGCUCUAGUCUCAGCCCUCAGCUUACUGAACACAUGGCUACCGAUCUUUUGACCCCGCACUUUACAUGUAAUCUUUGCUUACUCGGUGUUCUACUGUCAUCGUCUUCCCCUAAGCAUGCUGGCGGAUUGACCUAUGUGAGCAGCGUCCACGGCAAUAUUCUACCGGUAUGGGUAGAACCAUGGACUGCGAUUUUCUAGUCCGGCCCACUAUUCCCAC
Molecule: messenger RNA, 1854 nt
Organism: Cucurbitaria berberidis CBS 394.84
Lineage: Eukaryota; Fungi; Ascomycota; Dothideomycetes; Pleosporales; Cucurbitariaceae
Product: PNK3P-domain-containing protein
Exons: 8
Coding region: 87-1460 (457 amino acids)
Biological process (GO): DNA repair
Molecular function (GO): polynucleotide 3'-phosphatase activity; ATP-dependent polydeoxyribonucleotide 5'-hydroxyl-kinase activity; double-stranded DNA binding
Source: RefSeq, a predicted model, not a curated record